Messenger RNA from Seriola aureovittata, 7392 nucleotides. It is a transcript of the gene lamb2, whose product is annotated as laminin, beta 2 (laminin S). The record is from RefSeq and is a predicted model, not a curated record. The transcript is spliced from 36 exons. Gene Ontology annotation, molecular function: extracellular matrix structural constituent; integrin binding. Gene Ontology annotation, cellular component: laminin trimer. The coding region runs from base 154 to 5547 and encodes 1797 amino acids. NCBI's taxonomy places the organism in Eukaryota, Metazoa, Chordata, Actinopteri, Carangiformes, Carangidae. Gene Ontology annotation, biological process: basement membrane assembly; cell migration; substrate adhesion-dependent cell spreading.
GGAAACGCUGCUCAGCUUCCCUUCUGUCCGGCAGCUCCGCAGCAAGUGGACCAGGAGAGUCUGACUGACUGUUUCAAACACAACACAGGAGCGAACAUCUGAAACAGGACCGACACGGUUUCCUGCAGCCCCGGGGUUGAUGUGCGCUCAGAGAUGCGAGCCUCACUGCUAACGCUCCUCUGUGCCCUGGCUGCCGCCGUUGGCCAAGAGCCAGACCACAGCCACGGCUGCGCUCAUGGCAGCUGUUACCCGGCAACCGGGGACCUGCUGGUUGGACGAGAGAAAAACCUGAAGGCCUCAUCCACAUGUGGGAUGAGGAGGAAAGAGCCUUACUGCAUUGUCAGUCAUCUUCAGGAUGAGAAGAAGUGUUUCGACUGUGACUCCAGACGGCCGUACGACCCCGUCUACAACACCAUCAAUCACCGGAUAGAGAAUGUUAUCACCGCCUUCAAACCUCACCGCAAGAAGUCCUGGUGGCAGUCUGAGAAUGGAAAGUCGGAGGUCUUUAUUCAACUGGAUUUGGAAGCAGAGUUUCAUUUCACGCACUUGAUUAUGACCUUUAAGACUUUCCGUCCAGCGGCCAUGGUGAUUGAGCGGUCGGCAGAUUUUGCUCGUACCUGGCAGGUCUACCGCUACUUUGCUCAUGACUGCGCCGCCGCUUUUCCCGGAGUCUCCCAGGGUCCUUUGCAUAACAUUAAUGAUGUCAUCUGUGAGUCGCGCUAUUCGGAUAUUGAACCAUCAACAGAGGGAGAGGUCAUCUACAGAGUGUUGGAGCCAGCCAUCAGGAUUGAGGAUCCAUACAGCCCGAACAUCCAGAACCAGCUGAAGAUCACCAACUUGAGGGUGAACUUCACCAAACUUCACACGCUAGGAGACAACCUGCUGGACCCAAGAGCAGAAAUAAAGGAGAAGUAUUACUACGCCAUAUAUGAGCUCGUCGUACGUGGAAACUGCUUUUGCUACGGCCACGCCUCGGAGUGCGCCCCCAUCGAUGGCAUCAGGGAUGAUAUAGAAGGAAUGGUUCACGGCAGGUGUGUGUGUAACCAUAACACCAACGGUUUGAACUGUGAGCAAUGCGAUGACUUUUACAAUGACCUGCCCUGGAGACCAGCUGAGGGACGCAACACCAACGCCUGCAAGAAGUGUAACUGCAACAGCCACUCGACCCAGUGCCACUUUGACAUGGCGGUGUAUUUGGCCACGGGUAACGUCAGCGGAGGAGUGUGCGAUGACUGUCAGCACAACACCAUGGGACGCAACUGUGAGAUGUGCAAACCUUUCUACUACAAAGACCCCAUCAAAGAUAUAAGGGACCCACGAGUGUGCGUAGCUUGUGACUGUGACCCGGACGGUUCUCAGAACGGGGGGAUGUGCGACAGCCACACCGACCCUUCCCUCGGCAUGGUGGGAGGUCAGUGUCGUUGCAAGGCCAACGUGGAGGGGCCGCGCUGCGACAAGUGUAAAACCGGCUUCUUUGGCCUGAGCGCUGAAAACCCCCAGGGCUGCCAACCUUGCUGGUGUGACCACAGAGGAACCGUGUCAGGUAGCUCCCAGUGCGACCCAGUCAGUGGAGACUGCUUCUGCAAGCGUCUCGUCACCGGACGCAGCUGUGACCAGUGUCUGCCGGAGCACUGGGCGCUGAGCCACGACCUGAACGGCUGCAGAGGCUGCGAGUGUGACAUCGGAGGAGCGCUGGACAAUCACUGCUCCAUGGAGAGCGGUCAGUGUCGCUGCCGCAGUCACAUGACAGGACGCCAGUGUACACAGGUGGAGUCCGGAUAUUACUUCAUGGCUCUGGAUCACUUCCUCUAUGAGGCUGAGUUGGCCAAAAUGGGACAGGGUUGUAUGCUGGAGACCAGGGAGCACCAGGCGGGUCGCCCCGCCUCCUGGACGGGCCUUGGGUUCGCCCGGGUGCCUGAGGGUGGCACUUUGGAGUUCCUCAUCAGUGACAUCCCCUUCUCCAUGGAAUAUGACUUGCUUAUUCGCUACGAGGCGCAGAUGCCACGGGACUGGGAGGAGGUGCGGAUAACAGUGAUUCGUCCAGGACCAAUUCCUACCAGCAGCCCCUGUGGAAACACCAUCCCAGAUGAUGACAGACUCACUGUCUCGCUGCCAGCUGGAGCAAGGUUUGUGGUCCCUCAUCAGCCUGUGUGUCUGGAGAGAGGUGUGACUUACAGCCUGCGCUUUGAGUUCACACGCUAUCAGGAUGCCAACAGUAUCCUCAACGGAGCGGCCAACGCUAUCGUCCUUGUGGACUCAAUCGCCUUGAUGCCACGUCACUCCUCCAUGGAGAUGUUCAACGCAGGCGAUUCGGCCUCGAACACCAGGAGACAGACCUACGAGCGUUACCGCUGCCACGAGGGGGCGAAGAGUGUGACCCGCCCACUGAUGAGUGACACCUGUGCCAAGCUAAUCACCAGCAUGUCAGCCAUCAUAAAUGAUGGCGCUCUGCCUUGUAAUUGCGACCCUCAGGGGUCCGUCAGCUCCAUGUGUGAUGUCCGCGGGGGUCAGUGUCGCUGCAAGCCCAAUGUGAUUGGCCGACGCUGUGACCAGUGUGCUCCGGGAACUUACGGCUUUGGGCCUUCAGGCUGCGUGGCCUGCGGUUGCAGCUUGGAGGGCUCUGUGACUCGACUCUGUGACAAGUUCACUGGUCAGUGCCAGUGCCGUCCGGGAGCGUUUGGUCAGCGCUGUGACGGAUGCCAGGCGGGUCACUGGGGCUUCCCCAGCUGCCGGCCGUGCCAGUGUAACGGACACGCAGACCAGUGUGACCAGAGGAAUGGAGCCUGCAUCAACUGCAGGGACAACACAGGAGGAGACAAGUGUGACAGGUGUGCCAAUGGUUACUUUGGUAAUCCAAUUCUGGGCAUAGCAUCCAGCGGUCAGUGUCGUCCGUGCCCCUGUCCGGACGGGCCCAACAGUGGCCGUCACUUUGCUGCAUCUUGUUACCAGGACAACCGUAACAGACAAAUUAUCUGCAACUGUAACCAGGGCUACACAGGGAUUGUUAAACGCUCCGGGGUGACCAUUUUUAAGCGAGCUCGAUGUGACGAAUGUGCCCCAGGUUAUUAUGGCAACCCCUCCCAGCCUGGAGGGCGCUGCCAGCCGUGCCAGUGCAACAACAACAUAGACAUGUCAGACGUCGAUGCAUGUGACAGGCAGACUGGAGAGUGCAGGAAGUGCCUCUACAACACCGAAGGCCCCAACUGUGGCAUCUGCAAGAGCGGUUACUUCGGGGAUGCUUCCCGACGCAACUGCAGGAAGUGCACAUGUAACUUCCUGGGUACUGAACGCAGCCAGUGUAUGGAGCGUGAGGACUGUGUGUGCCAGCGCGCCACAGGCCAGUGCCAGUGUCUGCCAUACGUCAUAGGUCUGACAUGUGACCACUGUGCCCCCAACCACUGGAACAUGGCCAGCGGGAGGGGCUGUGAAUCCUGUGGGUGCGACCCCAACAACUCUGUCACCUCCUCGUGUAAUGAGUUUACGGGCCAGUGUCAGUGUCGAGACGGCUUUGGAGGGAAGACCUGCACAGACUGUCAGGAAAACUACUGGGGAGACCCCAGGACACAGUGCAGAGCUUGUGACUGUGACUGGCGUGGCAUUGAAACCUCUCAGUGCAACCGCGUGACGGGCCACUGCGUUUGCCAGCAGGGGGUGUCAGGUGUUCGCUGUGAUCAGUGUGCCAGAGGCUUCUCUGGCCAGUUCCCCAACUGUCAGCCCUGUCACCAGUGCUUUGGGGACUGGGAUCGCAUUGUGCAGGACCUGGCAGUGCGUACCAAGGCUCUGGCAGAGCGUGCCCAUGAGAUUCAGACCACUGGGCUUACUGGGGCCUAUGAAAAGGCCUUCAGAGACCUGGAGGAGAAACUGGCACAAGCUCAGGGAAUUGUUAACGCACGCAAUGCCACCGCUGCAGCCGUGGCUACCCUAAUGGAGCUUAUUGAAGAUCUUAGAGCGCAGAUCAGUGAUACCACUGACACCCUGAACCGCCUGGAAGGAGACCUAACCAUCGUACAGGACAGCAACUCUGAGGCAAGCAAGGAGCUGAGUGCUCUGGAGAGAGAGGCUAAAGAACUCAACCUCACUUCAGAGCAGCUACACCGCCAGCUGGAUAUCCUCAAGAACUCCAACUUCCUAGGUGCGUACGACAGCAUCCGUAGCUCCUACAACAAGUCUUGUGAUGCUGAGCGGCGUGCCAACGAAUCAACAACCACCAGGCCCAACACAGUCAGUCAAUCAGCGGACACCCGCCGCCGCACCGAGCGCCUUAUCAACGCCAAGAAGGACGACUUCAACCGUAAAAACGCAGCCAACAAGCGUGCGCUGGGAGACCUGAACACCAGGGCGCAGGGCCUGGACAUGAAGAAGAUCAAUGAGAAGGUGUGUGGUGCCCCGGGUGAUGCUCCCUGUGCCGAAAGCCCUUGUGGGGGUGCGGGUUGCCGUGACGAUGAGGGAAACCGUCACUGCGGAGGCCUGAACUGUAAUGGCGCUGUGGCAGUAGCUGACAAUGCACUGGAGAGAGCCAGACAUGCAGAGAAGGAGCUGAACAAAGCUAUGGGAGAGGUGGAGGGACUCUUUACCAAGGUGGCAGAGGCCAAGACCAAGGCAGAGGAGGCCAAAGGUAAAGCCCAGGCAGCUCUGGACAAAGCCACAGCCACCAAAAACAAAGUGGAGCGCUCCAACAAUGACCUGAGAGACCUCAUCAAACAGAUCAGAGAAUUCCUCACCCAGGAAGGAGCAGAUCCAGACAGUAUUGAGGCAGUGGCGAACCGCGUCCUGGAGCUCUCCAUCCCUGCCUCGCCCCUCCAGAUCAGGCAUCUUGCUGAUGAAAUCAAAGAGCGGGUCCGGAGCCUUUCGAAUGUUGACGCCAUCCUGGAGCAGACGCAGGACGAUGUCCGCAAGGCCGAGCAACUGCUGCUGGACGCCAAGAGGGCGAGGCAUCGUGCUGAGGGGGUGAAGACCACAGCGGAGACAGUGAAACAGGCCUUGAUGGAUGCUAAGACUGCCCAGACAUCAGCAGAGAAGGCCAUAGCAAAAGCCAAAGCUGACAUUGACAUGACGGAGGCCCGACUGGCACAGAUCGAGUCAGAGACGUUCAACAGUGAGAAGGACCUGAAUGAUGCCAUGGUCCGCCUGGGCACACUGGGGCAGGAGAUCAAUGCCCUGAAGACCAAACGUGCCAACAACAGCAUGGCAGCUGCCCGAGCCGAGGAGACAGCCACCAUGGCACGAGACAAGGCCAACGAAGCCAAGCAGAUUCUAGAUGGCCAGCUGACAGAUAAAUACCAUGAAGUGCAGCAGCGGGUUGACACCAAGGCCAAAGCUGUGCAGGACGCCAAGAAAAGAGCUGAGAGCCUCAGAGAUGAAGCAAAGGAAUUACUGAGAGACGCCCAGAACAAGCUGCAGAGACUAGCAGAGCUGGAAAAAAACUAUGAGGAGAACCAGAGGAGGUUGGAGGGGAAAGCUCGCCAGCUGGACGGCUUGGAGGACAAAAUGAGAGCCAUCCUCAAUGACAUCAACAAACAGAUCCAGAUCUACAACACGUGCCAGUAACUCACCUCUACAUGUCGUAUGGAAACGGGUCCAUCAUUGUGUUGUUCUGCCAUUUCCUUCACAUACAGAAAACUGUCAACGGACUUUGAGGAAAUAAAAAAAGAGAAAGCUGGGGUAGUUAUUUUAUCACACAGCAGGUGAAUUUGCAUAUUUAUGGUCCAAAUUGUCUUGUGACUAUUUAAAAAUUGUUGCUACCAUAUUGAGAUAUAUGAACAUACCCAUGACUGAAUAUCUAUCUAUAUAUAGAUUUAUCUAUAUAUAGAUAUAUAUACAUAUAAAAAUCUAUUAAAUUUGUAUUUUGAAUUUGAAAAACAAAAAUUAAGUUUUAGAAAAGUCAGUAAUACAUACAUUUGGGUGAAAAUAAUGAUUUGAAAAGAAGCUGUAGUUUAAAUGUUUAUUGUUUGGGUUUUUUCUUAUUCUUACAUUGAGUGACAGCUGUAUAAUCAGUACGUCAUUAUUAUUUUCUCCAGUUUUUCUAUGAACUCUGUUACUACUGGAAGUAUUCUGAGCUGUGCUCAUCACAAGAGGAUGUCAUUUAAAUUGCACUAGACUGUCUUUUUGCAGCAGGAAACACAACAACCUUUGGGUGCAUGAGGACAUAACAGCAGAGUGACAAUCUGUUCAAAUUUAUUUUUGGUACAAAUCAUUACAAAUAUUUUAAUUUGUUGUAUUUUCAAAUAAGCCACAAAACAGAGACAAGUGUAUAGAUGCUGGAGUCUAGUCUCUGCGUAGCUUUGAGGACAUGGCUUUUCAGUAAGGAUUAAGAGAUGAACUGGUUUAUCGCAUUCAUGUGGAUUUUAUAUUUAGGAUCUUCAGAUAAAAAUGACACCUACUCUGGUGCUAGGAAUUGUUUUUGAAUUACAUCUUGCCUUUAUACAAAUAAGAGGGAAACAAAUGGUAUGAUCUGACCAUUUUGUGUGAAAAUGAAAUGAACUGUUUGACUUGCUAAGCCAAGAGAUAAAAACCUGCCCACAACCACCUCCGCCUGCAGUAGGAGGAUGGCUGUACAUUGGUAGUAUAGAAAUAAUGUAGAGAGCAGUGUUAGCUAACAGCGUAUACAGUAUGUUAGCAGCACGACUCAGAGCUGUAUGCUGUAUCAGUCUGUAUGAAAUAUCCCAACAACAAGACAUGGUGGUUUCUGACGUGUUCUGAAGAGGCCACUGUACAGAGGAUAAAGCAGUGUGAUUUAAGAUUGAUUUAGCUUUUCUUGCUAAAAAGCUAGAUGAGAAGAUUCAUACCACGUUCAAAAUGAAGCUGGAUCCAGGAGAUGGUUGUCUUAGCUUAUCAUAAAGACUGAAGACAGGGAGAAACAGCUAGCCUGGCAAUGUCCACAGCUAAACAAUCAGCCUACCAGCACCUGUCAAACUCACUAAUGAACACAUUCGCCAGGAAAGACUUGAGCACGGCACUGUUCCUGGCCAAGAAAUAGAUGAACUAUUCCUUUACCGGGAUUAAUUUAGUGAAUGCCAAACCCAUGAUCCACAGAUUGAGUGUUUUGAUUAUGAAAUAUACUGUGAUGGGAUAUUUACGAGCCGCAGCAAUUGUUGCGUCACUGACACGACAUAGUAUUCUACAGUAUGUACAGUGUUGAAUUGUGCCUUAUACUGUGCCAGUAUCUUGGACAUUUACUCAUGUAGUGUUUGCAUGACAAUGUGUGUUUUAGGAAACAUAACAAACCAAAAAACUAACUUGGUUCACAUAUUUUCCCCCAGCCUGCCUAUCAGCCGGCAGCUACGUGAUUUUGAUAACUAACUGCCAAAGCAAAAAAAAAAAAAAAACAAAAAAGAAUUUUGUGUAAAGUUUUACACUGUACAGUUUUGUGAAUAAAGCUUAAAUGACUUAACA